AUGCUCGGAAAAGGAAUACAUGGAGAAGUGUUUCCAAUGAUGUUCCGAUCAAAAAGAGUUGCUGUUAAAAAAGUUGAGUUUAUAUAUCCAGAUACUAUUACUGGGUUUUUAGACGAGUUGGACCUUUUGGCAAAACUUAGAGGCCAUGAAAAUAUAGCUGAAUUGUAUGCUGUUUCUCUUGAUGGAUACAAUGGGUUUUUAAUCAUGGAAUAUUGUGAUUAUGGAUUAUGGAAUCACUAUUUCAAUAAGCAAAAUAAGCAAAAACCAAAGAUUAAUUUUGACAAACUGCAAUUCCUUUCAUUACUCAAUGAUAUAGCUAACGGAAUGGAGUGGAUGCACAAAAAAAAUGUGUUACACAGAGAUCUAACAGUCCAUAAUAUUGUAUUGCUAGAAUAUAAAGGAGAACAAGGACCAUUCCUCAAAGCCAAGUUGAUUGAUUUCCAUUUAAGUGUUUCCAAAGACUGGUCAGAUGCUGAAGAGAAACUGAAAUUCCUACCUCUUGAAAAAUUAAUCAAAUGUUCUCCUGAAGCCAUUAAUGACAAAUCAAAUUAUCAUUUCCCAAGUGACGUUUUCAUGUUUGGGAAUAUACUAUGGGAAAUAUUGCACCGAGAGGAAAUAUAUCAUCGGCUCAAAUUUAAACAUGCCAUUCAAUUGAUUUUACAGGGAAAACUAAAACCUGUAACUGUAAAAAUUGAUUUAGAAGUUUUGAAAGUUUUGGAAAACUGUUGGAACCUUGAUCCAGACCAAAGGCCUACAUUUGAGAGCAUAGUUAAGGAGCUUUCUUCUCUGCUUGAACAUGAAAAGAAGAAACGAAUGAGAUACAACCAUUUCAAUGCCUUAAAGUAA
Molecule: messenger RNA, 846 nt
Organism: Naegleria gruberi
Lineage: Eukaryota; Heterolobosea; Eutetramitea; Acrasida; Naegleriidae
Exons: 1
Coding region: 1-846 (281 amino acids)
Biological process (GO): protein phosphorylation
Molecular function (GO): protein tyrosine kinase activity; ATP binding
Source: RefSeq, a predicted model, not a curated record